Malassezia sympodialis ATCC 42132 is the source of this 1350-nucleotide messenger RNA. RefSeq names its product Gdi1p (gene GDI1). NCBI's taxonomy places the organism in Eukaryota, Fungi, Basidiomycota, Malasseziomycetes, Malasseziales, Malasseziaceae. Gene Ontology annotation, molecular function: Rab GDP-dissociation inhibitor activity. The record is from RefSeq and is a predicted model, not a curated record. Gene Ontology annotation, cellular component: cytoplasm. Gene Ontology annotation, biological process: small GTPase-mediated signal transduction; vesicle-mediated transport; protein transport.
AUGGAUGAGACGUAUGAUGCGGUGAUUCUCGGAACCGGUGUGUCGGAGUGUGUGCUUUCGGCGCUGUUGUCGGUGGAGGGCAAGAAGGUGCUGCACAUUGACAGGAACGACUACUAUGGCGCCGAGUGCGCCUCGCUCACCCUGUCGCAGCUGUACAGCAAGUUCCGCCCGGGCCAGGAGGUCCCCAGUGAUAUUGGCCGUGAUCGUGACUAUGCCAUUGACAUGAUUCCCAAGUUCAUGAUGGCGAACGGCGAAAUUGUCAAUAUGCUCGUGCACACAGACGUAACGCGCUACUUGGAGUUUAAGCAGAUCGCUGCGAGCUACGUGUACCGAGACAAGCGAAUCGCUAAGGUGCCAAGCACAGAGAUCGAGGCGGUGCGCUCGCCCCUCAUGGGUCUGUUUGAGAAGCGCCGGGCAAAGCGCUUCUUUGAGUUUCUGCAAAAGUGGCGCGACGAAGACCCAUCGACGCACCAGGGCAUUGACCUGGACUCGUGGCCGAUGGAAAAGGUGUUUGCGCAGUUCGGCCUGGAGCCUGGCACGCGGGACUUUAUCGGGCAUGCUAUGGCGCUGCACCUGGACGACUCGUACAUGCAGCGCCCGGCGCGCGAAACCUACGAGCGCAUCAUCCUGUACAUGAGCUCGAUGGCGCGUUACGGCAAGUCGCCGUACAUCUACCCGCUGUAUGGCCUGGGCGAGCUCCCCCAGGGAUUUGCGCGUCUCUCUGCCAUUUACGGUGGUACCUACAUGCUGGACAAGCCUGUGGACGAGGUUGUUGUGGAUGACCAGGGCCGCUUCGUGGGUGUGCGCAGCGGCGAAGAGACAGUGAAGGCCAACAUGGUGGUAGGCGACCCUAGCUACUUCCGCAACGUGAAUGGCAAGUCGCUCGUGCGCUCUACGGCCAAGGUGGUGCGCGCCAUCUGCCUUCUCAAACAUCCAAUCCCGAACACGGACAACUCGGACUCGGUGCAGCUGAUUAUUCCGCAGAACCAGGUCGGUCGGCAGCAUGACAUCUACAUCGCAGAGGUGUCUUCCACACACAACAUCUGUGCAAAGGGUAUCUACGUGGCGCAGGUCUCUACUGUCGUGGAGACCGACAAGCCGGAGCUGGAGCUGCGCCCAGGCCUCGACUUGCUGGGCGAAAUUCACGACAAAUUCGUCACGAUUUCUGACCUAGAAGAGCCUCUGGAGUCGGGCAAGGACAGUCAAAUUUUCAUUACGCGCUCCUACGACCCCACUUCCCACUUCGAAACGGUGGUCGAAGAUGUGCAUGACGUCUGGCGUCGCAUGACCGGUCAGCCACUCGUGCUCAAGAAGCGAUCCGCGGAGGAAGGCGCCCAGGUGCAGGCGUAA